AUGGCAGACACGCCGAAUGAUUUACCCCAGCGGCCCGGAACUCGCGGUCGCGAGCGCCUAGGUACACUUGCUGGCGGUUUUCAUUUUAGAGGCACAAGUGCAUCAAACACACCCCUCAGCGUGGAUGCAGCUCGGAUGCGGGAUGCUCGUCUGGAUCCGCGGCGCAGGGCUGCAGAGCAGCAGCGAGACACUGCUGCACGAGCUGCUGCUCGUCAAGACCCAGAGUACGGGGCUGCGGAGCAGCAACACCACCGAGACCGGGAGGGCUGGGCUGUGGGGCAGCACCACCACCAAGAUCCGGAGCGCAGGGCUGCGGAACAGCAGCGUAACACUGCUGCACGAGCUGCUGCCCGUCAAGAUCCGGAGCGCAGGGCUGCAGAACAGCAGCGUAACACCGCUGCACGAGCUGCUGCCCGUCAAGAUCCGGAGCGCAGGGCUGCAGAACAGCAGCGUAACACCGCUGCACGAGCUGCUGCCCGUCAAGAUCCGGAGCGCAGGGCUGCAGAACAGCAGCGUGACACCGCUGCACGAGCUGCUGCCCGUCAAGAUCCGGAGCACAGGGCUGCAGAACAGCAGCGUGACACCGCUGCACGAGCUGCUGCCCGUCAAGAUCCGGAGCACAGGGCUGCACAACAGCAGCGUAACACCGCUGCACGAGCUGCUGCCCGUCAAGAUCCAGAGCGCAGGGCUGCGGAGCAAGAGCGUGACACCGCUGCACACGCACAGGGCCGUGCUCAGGUGCAUGCAAUACAGCAUCCACAAGCCAGCUUGCUUGAACACUUGCGGAACCUCAUGCGGUUUCCCUGUUUGCACGAGGGCCAGCACCCACGGCCGCCUGAUUUUCUGGAGGCCAUUCCGGAAGGGCGCGUGCAGGAUUUGCCCGGCGGUGAACUCCCGGUGGAUCGGCAGGUACCCUACGAAAAGCACUUGCAUCUUGCAAGCAGGAUGGCCGCCGCGUUGCGUCGACGCAUGCCUUCGCGGGUGUGUGCCGUCUGCUCUGAACAGUGCUCGGAGGAACAGUCCACGCUCCGUGCCUGGCUGGACAUUCCCAAUGUGGACCUUUUGCGCGCCGACAUCAUGUGCACCGCCGCAGUGCCGCGUCAUGCGCGUACCCUGGCUUGGCGGCGCAUGCCCUGCACUGCCCAAGAUGAAGAUGCGUUAGCAGUUGACAGCGACGGUGGACACAACGGGACUAAUGAGCCAGGUGCUGCAGAUGACGCAGCCACAAUGCAGCUACCUCCGGAAUUACAACCCCAUCCACCGCGGGUGCAGCCGCGGCCUUGCGUCGAUGACCCAAUAAGUGUGGAGGUUCCGUUUUGCAUGCGUCUUGAUACAGAGUUGCCGAACCGGACCCGACGGCACCAGCUGUCGCAACAGUCACCCGUGGUGCGUGCCCUCCUGGAUGGCGCACGCGCCAGCCUGCUACGAAUCGACCUUACGGAUGCCUACUACAACGGUGCAAAAGCCACGAUGCGUGCGGCUGCCCUCACUAUUGGCUGGCCGCCAUUGUUCUUCAAUCUGAACCCGGCGGACAUGCACGCUAGCUGUGCCGUUGUAGCCUCCGGUCAGGUCAUAGAUUUUGAUGACGCCGGGCGUCCGACCCAUAUCAGCAGCACGGUGGAAAAGUGGCGCCGCGUCAAAGAAGACCCGCACAGCUGUGCGGCGCUGCUCAUCGCCACCAAAGAGGUGUUGGUGGAACACCUGUUUGGCUUCACGCCUGGAGCAAUGCGACAAACUGACCCCAACUGUUUCUGUGGGGUCGUAUUUGAGGUAGUCGUCAAAAUCGAGCAGAGCGGACGAUUGGCACUACACCUGCACGGAGUCGCACACCUCCAGUACUUCGCGCUGGACAACCUCCAAGCGUUAUUCUGCGGUCCGAAUUGCCGAGCUCUGGCGCUUGCAUACGCGUUGUGCGAAAUGUGGUACCCCUCGCCGUACUAUGCUCCGACACCGACCAAUGAAAUGCAGCCUCUCGUCAUGGGUAUGUCUAAUACGGAAGCGCAGCAACACGGCUUGUCCGUGCCAGAAGUACAGGCAAAUUGCCCACCUGCCGCGUACGACUUUGAAUGCCUGGCAGGUUCAACAUGCAAGCGGCACGGCUGCCGUGGCACCGACGACAGCUGCGGCAUGGCCUUUCCCCGAUUUAUCCGCACAGCUUUCCAGUGGGUCGGUACCACCGGUCUAUUUUUGCUGCCCCGCCUCGCAUCCAACCUGGUGCCGCACAUGCCUGCGAUUGCUCUGGCCUUCGGAUGCAACCAUCUGAUGUCCCUGGCCUGCGAAGUCGACCGGGAUUACACGGCUGACAUCGCCGCCCAACUAGCGCGUCCCAUCAACGAACGCGGCGACUGCCCCCUCCUACAACCCACCAUUGAUCGCGCCCGUGACGCUGCGUACUACAGCUCCAAGUACACUGCGAAGACAAUCGAACGCAGCCAGGCGCACCUCACAUGUACCGCCGUAGGGCGUGUACAGGACUUCAUGAUGGCAGGUCACCAACCCAGUGCCACUGGUCAUGAACCCAGCGUGUUCGGCAACCUGUGUACCGCGGUGCAUCGCAUGACGGCUACCAUCACGGCCGGCAUGGCACUGGUUGCUUUCAAACUAUCGGGCCACGACACGUUCCAAGCAACCUACAAACGCAACUACCUGGCGACAGGCGCCUUCACUGCACUGGCAUCCGAUUCCGCUGUGGAACCAGAAGACGCGGAAACCGGCGUGGAGCUUGUAGAGGCGGACGAACAUGGCGACUACACCCUCGCCAACGUUGUGCAAAACUACACGCAACGUGGUGUGGAGCUGAGCGGCUUGGACUGCAGCGCUUACACCAUCGCAUCCAACUUCGAGGUGAAACGUGUAACACCCGCGCAACACCCUCAUGCUGCCGUCCUUGGCGCUCAAACCCACGCCGUACCUGGCCGCCGCAAACGCAAGGUCCCUGGCGCCGCCAUUACCCCUAUGACUGACGCACCUCGCGCUCCAUCUGGCAACCAGCCCGACACUCCAUUGACGUCCCCUGCACCAGCCGGCCCAUCCGUGGAACAGCUGCCCACUAACCCAACGUCAACCAUACCUCCCAAGAAUGUGGCCUUCCAACCAACGCACCCCCUAUAUCUGACGCACGUACUUCAUCGCCUAGCGCAACCAAGGUACGUUGUGUUGGGUGGCAAACUGCCCCGUCGCCCGCAAGCAGAAAGCACCACCGCAGCCGCCACCGCCUACUAUGCGUUCGUUUUAGGAGUCUUUAAGGCCCACCGUGGCCAACCAGUGGCUGCCGAUCAGACAGUGAAAGAGGCGUACGACGCAUGGUGGAUGGACCUGGGAACCACUGAGACUGGCCGAUCAUACAGAGCCUGUAUCAGCGUCCUACUAGACAACAUCGAAGCAGAACACAUCGCCGGCGCCCGACGUCAAGCCGAUUACAACUUGCGACGUCGCCUACGCCGUACUGCCGCUGCAAACGCCGGUCUGGCUCCCGAAAACAGUUCCAGCGACCCAGACGAUGAAGACCCAGAAGCUGCACGACGCCAUCUCGAACCCGAUCCUACCACACAGCCGCCGCAAGACGCCCAGGUCGAACGGUAUGACUUUGUGCCAGGCCAAGGCGACCCGACGAUGGGGAUCAACCUACCCGACAUCGCCCUAACGGACCUAUACGACCGCACCACGGUGGAAGGCCUCUACGCCUACGGCGCCUUCACUGCACUGGCAUCCGAUUCCGCUGUGGAACCAGAAGACGCGGAAACCGGCGUGGAGCUUGUAGAGGCGGACGAACAUGGCGACUACACCCUCGCCAACGUUGUGCAAAACUACACGCAACGUGGUGUGGAGCUGAGCGGCUUGGACUGCAGCGCUUACACCAUCGCAUCCAACUUCGAGGUGAAACGUGUAACACCCGCGCAACACCCUCAUGCUGCCGUCCUUGGCGCUCAAACCCACGCCGUACCUGGCCGCCGCAAACGCAAGGUCCCUGGCGCCGCCAUUACCCCUACGACUGACGCACCUCGCGCUCCAUCUGGCAACCAGCCCGACACUCCAUUGACGUCCCCUGCACCAGCCGGCCCAUCCGUGGAACAGCUGCCCACUAACCCAACGUCAACCAUACCUCCCAAGAAUGUGGCCUUCCAACCAACGCACCCCCUAUAUCUGACGCACGUACUUCAUCGCCUAGCGCAACCAAGGUACGUUGUGUUGGGUGGCAAACUGCCCCGUCGCCCGCAAGCAGAAAGCACCACCGCAGCCGCCACCGCCUACUAUGCAUUCGUUUUAGGAGUCUUUAAGGCCCACCGUGGCCAACCAGUGGCUGCCGAUCAGACAGUGAAAGAGGCGUACGACGCAUGGUGGAUGGACCUGGGAACCACUGAGACUGGCCGAUCAUACAGAGCCUGUAUCAGCGUCCUACUAGACAACAUCGAAGCAGAACACAUCGCUGGCGCCCGACGUCAAGCCGAUUACAACUUGCGACGUCGCCUACGCCGUACUGCCGCUGCAAACGCCGGUCUGGCUCCCGAAAACAGUUCCAGCGACCCAGACGAUGAAGACCCAGAAGCUGCACGACGCCAUCUCGAACCCGAUCCUACCACACAGCCGCCGCAAGACGCCCAGGUCGAACGGUAUGACUUUGUGCCAGGCCAAGGCGACCCGACGAUGGGGAUCAACCUACCCGACAUCGCCCUAACGGACCUAUACGACCGCACCACGGUGGAAGGCCUCUACGCCUACGGUGCAGCUCGCCGUUGCCGUGUACUUCCUCUCCCUGAUGCACUCGGCGCGAACACCAACCCCUUCAUUCGCCGUCGGGAAUGCCAAACCUACUUGCGUUUAGCACGGCCGCCGACCAUCGAUGAAACCAUCGAGCUGUUUACCCUGGCGCCGGAUCAGGCCGUGCCAUUCAUGCUCAUGGCACGCUACUUCGACCGCCGCAACCAACCCGAUCCAGGUGUCCCACCGCAAAUGCUCGUCAUGGGUCCUCCGGGCACAGGCAAGACUCAGUUCGUACACGCACUGCUGUGGUACACGUACCAACAUGACAGUCCUGACUGGGCCGCCACGUGCGCAUACUCUUGGGCCGCCGCGAUCGCGUUCAACACCCCAGUCCAUCGCAGCCUAUCUACCCACUCCAUGUUCGGCAUCUCAGCCAGCCAAAGCGGCUCCCGUGGCACCAACUUUCCUAAGCGCGGCGCACAUGCUGGCCUUCAAGUAAAACGCAACGUCGGCGACGGCGCUGUGCUCAUCGACGAAAUUGGCAUGCAAAGCCACGAGCACCUCGGCGCCAUCAGCCACUCCUGCACAGCCAGUCUGCCGCCUCCGCCACACCUUGGGCCCGCCCAUGACAGCAGCCGCAUCUUAUCCGGCCGUGCCGCGGGCGGAAUCGGCGACCUGCUACAGCACCCUCAGCCAGGCGGUUCACCACCGUACCGCUACGCCGCCGACGUUGAGCGAAACCCCCAGUUCACUCCCUCGGCACCGACAGCACAACGCACACCAGCUUCGCUUGACGAAGGUCGAGGUCACCGUCAUGAUGACAGCAACAAUGACAACACUGACGCAGACGACGACACCGGCAACCGUCGCGCCACCACCUCCACACAUCGCACUCGUCGCCCUGUGCCACAGACGCACACCCGCCUACACGACGGCUUCAACCUGUACCGUCAGCUCGGCGGCACCGUAUUCAUGCUGCAGAAACAGCAGCGGCAAGACAACAGCCCAUCUGGCCAGCAGCUUACCCGCUUCGCAACCAUGUUCGGCGGCAUUCCAACCACUGAAGCACAUGUCGCAGAUCUAGUAGACGCACUCAACCAACGCGUCAUCACAGAUUUGUCCGAUCUCACAGACCUCGAACCCCGCGUCGUGCUGCAACGGAACGAACCCAGGCACGCGCUCAACACACGCCUCCUGAUGCUCCAGGCGCGCCGCAAAGGAGCGCGUUUGGUCAGCUGGAAUGCGGACCACGUCCCGGUUAGGCAACAUGGCGCAACCCAACAACAGGCGCUCUCACACGUCGAAAAGGCUGUCGCAAUGCGAGUAAAAGACGCCACCUUCGACCACACCACCGCCGACACUUGGUACUACGAGGGUGCACGCUACACCCUACUCGACACCACAGCUGCCGACGCCGGCGCGUGCCACAACAAUGAAGUCGAGGCGUGUGGCCUGCUUACCGACAGCCGUGAACCGCCCGACGACGGCCGCGGCCCGUACUGGCGCCUCCACUACCUACCCGCAGCCGUCUUGGUCCGUCCCAUUAAAGGGCACGCGCCCAAAGCGGUGCUAGCAGACUUAUCGGACUUCGCAGCCAAAGGUGCUGCCUUCGCCAUCGUACCACGGCCCUCGCCGGCAGCAAACAUCACCGUGCCAGCCGCCAACACCGGCACCACCACCAAAAAUGUACGUCGAGUCAAUGUACCGCUUGGUGACUACUACGCCGUCACCGACUACUUCGUACAGGGCCGUAGCUUCAAGGAAGAAUGCUGGGUCGCAGACCUUUCCGUCCCGCCCGAUCCGGUUCUGCCGGCUCGGUAUCGUAUCGGCAGAUCCGAACGCGCGAGUAGUGCUGGCAUCGGUGGUGACCCUGAUCGAGCGGCAUUCGUAGAUGAAGAUGCGUUAGCAGUUGACAGCGACGGUGGAGACAACGGGACUAAUGAGCCAGGUGCUGCAGAUGACGCGGCCACAAUGCAGCUACCUCCGGAAUUACAACCCCAUCCACCGCGGGUGCAGCCGCGGCCUUGCGUCGAUGACCCAAUAAGUGUGGAGGUUCCGUUUUGCAUGCGUCUUGAUACAGAGUUGCCGAACCGGACCGUGUUUCCACACGAUGAUGCUCCGGAUGAAUUCACCAUCUGCACCUCGUGCGAGAAGGCACUCGCAGCACGCCGAAUACCUGAAGCGGCUUUGGCACGACUCGAUCCGGGUGACGUGCCAUCUGUUAAUCACCUGGGCGAUCCCUUGCCUGCGCCCACGUUCGUGGAGAGUCAACUGCUAGGGCGGGGCCGUCUCAUGCAGCAGCUCAUGAUUGUACAUCUCGCGGGCCGCCCUCCCGAGGUAUUGCCAUGUGCCGUUCAAUCUCAUGGCAUCGCGGUCGUAAACCCUGACCCCAAUAUGCUACGGGGCCAGUUGCCCGCGCGUGUUGCGGAUUUGGCUGGCGCUUUCACGGUGGUUUGCGUGGAUCAAGUCCGAGACCGGCAGGACUUGCUGGAUCGUGUCCGCCGUGCACCAGGCCUGAAAGUGCGUGGCAACGUCGUCGUCGCCUGGGUGCGUUUCCUUCAACAUAACGAUGAAGAUGAAGGUGCAGUGGAUGAAGAAGCUAUACAGGAGUAUGAGCGUAUGGGAUGCAUUGCACAAGUACCGGAAGCACUGCUGCGCUCCGCAAUCGGUCCUACCGAUCCGGAAGUCGCUGGUGUACUGCGAAGUACCUUCCUACACGACCGUACCGGUGCUGCUGGUGUACGGCAGCUGCAUGAAACGUUGCAAGGAAACAUCGUUGGUAAUAACUUUGAUGGCGGUGGCGUUUAUGGUUCACCACUUGAGACAGCUGCCGACGACACCACAGCUGGACCGACCGGCACAGCUAAUGAUAUCCUUCAUGAUGCUGGCGCCUAUGGACCACCGCUUCGUACAGGUCCCGAUGUACCCGCGCCUGGAACGACCACCUCCGACACUCGCAUGGCAGAUGCUGGUGCUACGGGCUUGGCGCCUGUCGCGGUCGUCCUGCGCCAACCAGGCGAUCCUGCUGAUGCCAAUCUGGGCAUCCCGAAUGAACUGGAGGUGGUCCUUCCACAACCAGCUCCUGUUCCGACGGACGGCACCGACUUUGAUAACCGGCCCAACGUGGUGCACGACUUGCUCACCGGGCGUGCACGUCUCGCGUUCGCUGCUGGCGGCCGUGGUGCUCAGAUCCUGGAUGACCGCCAUCCAGCCAUCCUCAACGUCUGCUUCCCGGUUUCGUUUCCAUAUGGUUUGUCCGGACAACGGCCACCGGGUAUGUCGUUCGCCUCGUAUUGCAGCCACCUUGUACGGAGGGUGCCACGGGCGCAGUUCAGCGGUAACUUGAUGCUGCUUGCCCGAAUGUAUGAUAUCAGCGUGCGGCAGCAAAGCAUGGCGCAGGUAGGAGUGGCCCUGCGCAUGCGACCACGGCUGGGUGGAGCAGCGGCACUAGUACCACGGGAUGUGGUACGUACCAUGGCAGACAUCUUGGCACUACCGUACCGUCAUGCGCAGCGACGGCACCAGCUGUCGCAACAGUCACCCGUGGUGCGUGCCCUCCUGGAUGGCGCACGCGCCAGCCUGCUACGAAUCGACCUUACGGAUGCCUACUACAACGGUGCAAAAGCCACGAUGCGUGCGGCUGCCCUCACUAUUGGCUGGCCGCCAUUGUUCUUCAAUCUGAACCCGGCGGACAUGCACGCUAGCUGUGCCGUUGUAGCCUCCGGUCAGGUCAUAGAUUUUGAUGACGCCGGGCGUCCGACCCAUAUCAGCAGCACGGUGGAAAAGUGGCGCCGCGUCAAAGAAGACCCGCACAGCUGUGCGGCGCUGCUCAUCGCCACCAAAGAGGUGUUGGUGGAACACCUGUUUGGCUUCACGCCUGGAGCAAUGCGACAAACUGACCCCAACUGUUUCUGUGGGGUCGUAUUUGAGGUAGUCGUCAAAAUCGAGCAGAGCGGACGAUUGGCACUACACCUGCACGGAGUCGCACACCUCCAGUACUUCGCGCUGGACAACCUCCAAGCGUUAUUCUGCGGUCCGAAUUGCCGAGCUCUGGCGCUUGCAUACGCGUUGUGCGAAAUGUGGUACCCCUCGCCGUACUAUGCUCCGACACCGACCAAUGAAAUGCAGCCUCUCGUCAUGGGUAUGUCUAAUACGGAAGCGCAGCAACAUGGCUUGUCCGUGCCAGAAGUACAGGCAAAUUGCCCACCUGCCGCGUACGACUUUGAAUGCCUGGCAGGUUCAACAUGCAAGCGGCACGGCUGCCGUGGCACCGACGACAGCUGCGGCAUGGCCUUUCCCCGAUUUAUCCGCACAGCUUUCCAGUGGGUCGGUACCACCGGUCUAUUUUUGCUGCCCCGCCUCGCAUCCAACCUGGUGCCGCACAUGCCUGCGAUUGCUCUGGCCUUCGGAUGCAACCAUCUGAUGUCCCUGGCCUGCGAAGUCGACCGGGAUUACACGGCUGACAUCGCCGCCCAACUAGCGCGUCCCAUCAACGAACGCGGCGACUGCCCCCUCCUACAACCCACCAUUGAUCGCGCCCGUGACGCUGCGUACUACAGCUCCAAGUACACUGCGAAGACAAUCGAACGCAGCCAGGCGCACCUCACAUGUACCGCCGUAGGGCGUGUACAGGACUUCAUGAUGGCAGCGGUACUCGUAAACGGCACCCAACAAUCUGACCGUAUCACAGCGGGAAUGCCAACCUACUUGCGUUUAGCACGGCCGCCGACCAUCGAUGAAACCAUCGAGCUGUUUACCCUGGCGCCGGAUCAGGCCGUGCCAUUCAUGCUCAUGGCACGCUACUUCGACCGCCGCAACCAACCCGAUCCAGGUGUCCCACCGCAAAUGCUCGUCAUGGGUCCUCCGGGCACAGGCAAGACUCAGUUCGUACACGCACUGCUGUGGUACACGUACCAACAUGACAGUCCUGACUGGGCCGCCACGUGCGCAUACUCUUGGGCCGCCGCGAUCGCGUUCAACACCCCAGUCCAUCGCAGCCUAUCUACCCACUCCAUGUUCGGCAUCUCAGCCAGCCAAAGCGGCUCCCGUGGCACCAACUUUCCUAAGCGCGGCGCACAUGCUGGCCUUCAAGUAAAACGCAACGUCGGCGACGGCGCUGUGCUCAUCGACGAAAUUGGCAUGCAAAGCCACGAGCACCUCGGCGCCAUCAGCCACUCCUGCACAGCCAGUCUGCCGCCUCCGCCACACCUUGGGCCCGCCCAUGACAGCAGCCGCGUCUUAUCCGGCCGUGCCGCGGGCGGAAUCGGCGACCUGCUACAGCACCCUCAGCCAGGCGGUUCACCACCGUACCGCUACGCCGCCGACGUUGAGCGAAACCCCCAGUUCACUCCCUCGGCACCGACAGCACAACGCACACCAGCUUCGCUUGACGAAGGUCGAGGUCACCGUCAUGAUGACAGCAACAAUGACAACACUGACGCAGACGACGACACCGGCAACCGUCGCGCCACCACCUCCACACGUCGCACUCAUCGCCCCGUGCCACAGACGCACACCCGCCUACACGACGGCUUCAACCUGUACCGUCAGCUCGGCGGCACCGUAUUCAUGCUGCAGAAACAGCAGCGGCAAGACAACAGCCCAUCUGGCCAGCAGCUUACCCGCUUCGCAACCAUGUUCGGCGGCAUUCCAACCACUGAAGCACGUGUCGCAGAUCUAGUAGACGCACUCAACCAACGCGUCAUCACAGAUUUGUCCGAUCUCACAGACCUCGAACCCCGCGUCGUGCUGCAACGGAACGAACCCAGGCACGCGCUCAACACACGCCUCCUGAUGCUCCAGGCGCGCCGCAAAGGAGCGCGUUUGGUCAGCUGGAAUGCGGACCACGUCCCGGUUAGGCAACAUGCCGCAACCCAACAACAGGCGCUCUCACACGUCGAAAAGGCUGUCGCAAUGCGAGUAAAAGACGCCACCUUCGACCACACCACCGCCGACACUUGGUACUACGAGGGUGCACGCUACACCCUACUCGACACCACAGCUGCCGACGCCGGCGCGUGCCACAACAAUGAAGUCGAGGCGUGUGGCCUGCUUACCGACAGCCCGGUACUCGUAAACGGCACCCAACAAUCUGACCGUAUCACAGCGGGAAUGCCAACCUACUUGCGUUUAGCACGGCCGCCGACCAUCGAUGAAACCAUCGAGCUGUUUACCCUGGCGCCGGAUCAGGCCGUGCCAUUCAUGCUCAUGGCACGCUACUUCGACCGCCGCAACCAACCCGAUCCAGGUGUCCCACCGCAAAUGCUCGUCAUGGGUCCUCCGGGCACAGGCAAGACUCAGUUCGUACACGCACUGCUGUGGUACACGUACCAACAUGACAGUCCUGACUGGGCCGCCACGUGCGCAUACUCUUGGGCCGCCGCGAUCGCGUUCAACACCCCAGUCCAUCGCAGCCUAUCUACCCACUCCAUGUUCGGCAUCUCAGCCAGCCAAAGCGGCUCCCGUGGCACCAACUUUCCUAAGCGCGGCGCACAUGCUGGCCUUCAAGUAAAACACAACGUCGGCGACGGCGCUGUGCUCAUCGACGAAAUUGGCAUGCAAAGCCACGAGCACCUCGGCGCCAUCAGCCACUCCUGCACAGCCAGUCUGCCGCCUCCGCCACACCUUGGGCCCGCCCAUGACAGCAGCCGCGUCUUAUCCGGCCGCGCCGCGGGCGGAAUCGGCGACCUGCUACAGCACCCUCAGCCAGGCGGUUCACCACCGUACCGCUACGCCGCCGACGUUGAGCGAAACCCCCAGUUCACUCCCUCGGCACCGACAGCACAACGCACACCAGCUUCACUUGACGAAGGUCGAGGUCACCGUCAUGAUGACAGCAACAAUGACAACACUGACGCAGACGACGACACCGGCAACCGUCGCGCCACCACCUCCACACGUCGCACUCGUCGCCCCGUGCCACAGACGCACACCCGCCUACACGACGGCUUCAACCUGUACCGUCAGCUCGGCGGCACCGUAUUCAUGCUGCAGAAACAGCAGCGGCAAGACAACAGCCCAUCUGGCCAGCAGCUUACCCGCUUCGCAACCAUGUUCGGCGGCAUUCCAACCACUGAAGCACAUGUCGCAGAUCUAGUAGACGCACUCAACCAACGCGUCAUCACAGAUUUGUCCGAUCUCACAGACCUCGAACCCCGCGUCGUGCUGCAACGGAACGAACCCAGGCACGCGCUCAACACACGCCUCCUGAUGCUCCAGGCGCGCCGCAAAGGAGCGCGUUUGGUCAGCUGGAAUGCGGACCACGUCCCGGUUAGGCAACAUGGCGCAACCCAACAACAGGCGCUCUCACACGUCGAAAAGGCUGUCGCAAUGCGAGUAAAAGACGCCACCUUCGACCACACCACCGCCGACACUUGGUACUACGAGGGUGCACGCUACACCCUACUCGACACCACAGCUGCCGACGCCGGCGCGUGCCACAACAAUGAAGUCGAGGCGUGUGGCCUGCUUACCGACAGCCGUGAACCGCCUGACGAUGGCCGCGGCCCGUACUGGCGCCUCCACUACCUACCCGCAGCCGUCUUGGUCCGUCCCAUUAAAGGGCACGCGCCCAAAGCGGUGCUAGCAGACUUAUCGGACUUCGCAGCCAAAGGUGCUGCCUUCGCCAUCGUACCACGGCCCUCGCCGGCAGCAAACAUCACCGUGCCAGCCGCCAACACCGGCACCACCACCAAAAAUGUACGUCGAGUCAAUGUACCGCUUGGUGACUACUACGCCGUCACCGACUACUUCGUACAGGGCCGUAGCUUCAAGGAAGAAUGCUGGGUCGCAGACCUUUCCGUCCCGCCCGGUGGCCUCAAGCGUGCAACCAUGUACGUGUUGCUCACCCGCUACAAGACACUCGACCACAUCCGCCUCCUGCGCCCGCUCUCUACCACACCCGAUGAACGAACACGAGUCGUCAAACAGUUCAUGGCAGCAACCAAGCUGGACCCCGACCUUGCGGCCGAACUCCGCCUCCUGGAUCGCCGUGCAACCGAAACACGUGAACGCUAUACGACCGAGUACAAACACGCCAGAAACCUAGAGGAGCGUUGGACCUCCGCAGCCAACACCACCUGA
Molecule: messenger RNA, 12783 nt
Organism: Volvox carteri f. nagariensis
Lineage: Eukaryota; Viridiplantae; Chlorophyta; Chlorophyceae; Chlamydomonadales; Volvocaceae
Exons: 15
Coding region: 1-12783 (4260 amino acids)
Molecular function (GO): ATP hydrolysis activity
Source: RefSeq, a predicted model, not a curated record